Pyrus x bretschneideri (Chinese white pear) is the source of this 420-nucleotide messenger RNA. Its product is annotated as glycine-rich protein 23-like. NCBI's taxonomy places the organism in Eukaryota, Viridiplantae, Streptophyta, Magnoliopsida, Rosales, Rosaceae. The record is from RefSeq and is a predicted model, not a curated record. Bases 1 to 420 code for a protein of 139 amino acids. The transcript has a single exon.
AUGGCAAGGUGGUGCAUUGUGGUGGUUCUUGCUCUAGUUGUAGGUCACACUACAGCUAGAAAUGUACCUAUGCUAAAUGAUGCCGGUUUCAAAGACCAAAAGAACGUCAUUGGUGGAGUUGGUGGCUUCUCAGGCGUUGGAGACAGUGGGCUUCCAUUUGCUGGAGCUGGGGCUGGAGUUGGUGGCAAUCUUCCUGGUGGGCUUGGUGGCGGCGCUGCAGGGAUAGGUGGUGCUGCUGGCCUUGGAGGACUUGGUGGUGCGAGUGGUGGAAUCGGUGACUUGGGUGGUGGUGGUGGUGGUGGCGGCUUACCCGGUUUUGGUGGUUUAGGCACUGGCGGCUUGGGUGGUCUCGGUGGACUGGGAGGAACAAGUGGCUUGGGUGGUCUUGGUGGUGGAAGUGGUGUUCUUCCUUCCCCUUGA